Messenger RNA from Mesorhabditis belari, 816 nucleotides. The record is from the annotation of a GenBank genome assembly. Lineage: Eukaryota; Metazoa; Nematoda; Chromadorea; Rhabditida; Rhabditidae.
AUGUGGCAAAACCAUGUUGAAAUCAUCAAAGUUUUUGGGCUUGGGACAGCGCUCACAAUCAUAACGUGUGUGCUGGUGACGAUUAGGACAAACUUGAGCGCGGCGUUAACCGAUCCAAAUGCUCCACACGCUUUCGAGAUAAGCCCCAUUUUGUUACUGAAAGUCAACAAUUGGACUUGCGUUUUGGCUACCUUGAUUUUUUCGAUUGCCCUUUUCACCAACUUGUUUGCCAUCUAUCGUUCAGUCGUCAAUCGAAGGUUAGCGGUGACAGUUCGAGUUUUGGCCACCGCGGAAAAUGUUAAUCGAUUUGUGAUCACAUUCAGCGAGUUGUUCACCAACAUGUGCAGCGCUUUUGCUAUUUGCCGCUACAUGGUGAUUGCCUCUGAUGGGACGCUUCUUGAAAGCGCUUUGAGAUGGCCGUUUGGGCAGUGUUUAUUUUGCUAUGCACUCGGUUCGGUCAAACUUGUUGGUACUAUUUUGAGUAACCGACUAGCGUACGAAAGUCGCGUCUUGGCACAAACCGUUGGGACAAUCAAUAACGCGAUCCCGAUGACGAUCGUCUGUUUCAUGAUUGUCCUCGAUUUGUUCACAUUGUUGAGAGUUCGAAAAUGGGCAGCUAAUCACACCAGCCAUCCCGACAAGCGACUGUUAAAACAGAUGCUGAUCAGCUCAUGCGUUUAUUUCAUUCAAUACGUGGUGUUCCCUUCGCUCUAUUGGGCAAUUUGUACUUGCUUUGGGUUCUACUUGCAAAAUGCGAUUUUCUUGGUGAUCAACGUACUUCAAUUUGGCAUAUACACGCUGGGAAUGAGGUUAGAU